Messenger RNA from Setaria italica (foxtail millet), 1483 nucleotides. Its product is annotated as 1-aminocyclopropane-1-carboxylate oxidase. Bases 130 to 1065 code for a protein of 311 amino acids. The record is from RefSeq and is a predicted model, not a curated record. Gene Ontology annotation, molecular function: dioxygenase activity. NCBI's taxonomy places the organism in Eukaryota, Viridiplantae, Streptophyta, Magnoliopsida, Poales, Poaceae. The transcript is spliced from 3 exons.
UCCACCCCACCUCUUCUCCUUCUAGUUCUUCUUCUUCUUCGCCUUCCGCACUCUCGAAGCUCUUGCCAUUGAUCGAUCAAUAGCCAAUUCUCCUAAGGACCAAGCACUCCAAGUGUCAUUUGUAGCGAGAUGGCGAUCCCGGUGAUUGACUUCUCCAAGCUGAAUGGUCCUGAGAGGGCUGAGACCAUGGCGGCCAUUGCCACCGGGUUCGAGGACGUGGGGUUCUUCCAGCUGGUGAACACUGGCAUCCCUGACGAGCUGCUGGAGAGGGUCAAGAAGGUGUGCAGCGACUGCUACAAGCUGCGGGAACAGGGCUUCAAGGAGUCCAACCCUGCGGUGAAGGCCCUCGCCGAGCUUGUGGAGAAGGAAGGCGAGGGACUCGCACCAAAGAAGAUCGAGAACAUGGAUUGGGAGGACGUCUUCACCCUCCAUGACGACCUGCCAUGGCCUUCCAACCCUCCUGCCUUCAAGGAGACGAUGAUGGAGUACCGCAAGGAGCUGAAGAAGCUGGCGGAGAAGAUGCUGGGGGUGAUGGAGGAGCUGCUGGGGCUGGAGGAGGGGCACAUCAAGAAGGCCUUCUCCAACGACGGCGACUUCGAGGCCUUCUACGGCACCAAGGUCAGCCACUACCCGCCGUGCCAACGGCCAGACCUCGUCGACGGCCUGCGCGCGCACACCGACGCCGGCGGCCUCAUCCUGCUGUUCCAGGACGACCGCUUCAGCGGCCUGCAGGUGAAGCUCGCCGACGGCCGCUGGGUCGACGUCCAGCCCCUCGAGAACGCCAUCGUCAUCAACACCGGCGACCAGAUCGAGGUCCUGAGCAACGGGCGGUAUAAGAGCGCGUGGCACCGCAUCCUGGCGACCCGCGACGGCAACCGCCGCUCCAUCGCCUCCUUCUACAACCCGGCGCGCCUGGCGAACAUCGCUCCGGCGACCCCAGACGCCGUCGAGGGCGCCGCCGACUACCCGAGCUUCGUGUUCGGCGACUACAUGGAGGUGUACAUCAAGCAGAAGUUCGGGCCCAAGGAGCCAAGGUUCGCGGCCAUGGCGACUGCGACAAAGUGACCAGCUGCUGCUGGGAGCUUCCAGCCAGCUGCGCAGCGUCAGUGAUAUGAUCUGGACCUGCGAGCUUAAUUACUCUGGAUUAUAAGUUAUUAAUUGUGGGAUUAUGGUACGGGCUUGUACGAUAAGUAGGUCGUUAAGUGUGUGUGUGUGUGUGUGUAGAAGGGACGUGUCAGAGAUACGUGUUAGUGUGCCAUGCAGCGAGCAGUCACAAGAAUAUAUUUCUAUUGUGACAGAUAAGUUUGCAGUGAGCUGUGGUCAGCGGGUGCCAGAGUGAAUUGUAGCUUAAAAUAGCAUCUGCGAGGUUUCUUUUUCCUCCUUUUAAUUUUUCUACACUUUUAUUUUCAAUUUGAGUGGUUUGUAAUUGUACAUUACUGGGAAACCAUACACAUUAAAUACAGUUUCAGUUUGGCUUAUGCAA